Trichosporon asahii var. asahii CBS 2479 is the source of this 498-nucleotide messenger RNA. RefSeq lists its product as uncharacterized. NCBI's taxonomy places the organism in Eukaryota, Fungi, Basidiomycota, Tremellomycetes, Trichosporonales, Trichosporonaceae. The transcript has a single exon. Bases 1 to 498 code for a protein of 165 amino acids. The record is from RefSeq and is a predicted model, not a curated record.
AUGACCGUUAUCAACCUGCCCCAACCUUCUGGGCAUAAGCCGGCCCCGGCGACCUACCACGCGCCUCUGGUUCACUUCCCUCCGUACAACCCGGAGCUCGACUUUGACUUUGAUGACGAUGAAGAGGACGAUGCCGAGGACCUGUCCAGCCCGCCCGCCUCGAAGCCGAGGUCGCAGCCGAUCUCCAUCACGAUCGUUCCCUCGAUGCAGCCGAAGCGCACUCGAUCCCGAACCCGCGCGACGCAAAGUCUGCCCUCCAGCCCACGACCUGCCUCUGGGUUCGCUGUGAUGCAGCGGCGGGAAACUACCUCUGCGGGACGCCCCUCUAUGCACCACCGCGGUACCUCUGUCUCCUCGUCAAGCUCUGCGUCAAGCCCUGAGCUUUCCACGGCCUCUGUCUCGCCAUCGUCACUACCCAAGGCUAGCUACUUCUACCCGCUGCAUGGACGCUUUCCUCAGCAGCCAGUUCAGCGCAAGCCUUCGUACGCCAAGGCUUGA